AUGAGAAGAGGGAAGAAGUCUACCAUGGCUCGGCGCUACCACCUGACCCUCCUCUCCGUCUUCUCCUUCCUGCUCCUCACCUGCUUUGUCGCUCCUCAUCUGUCCCGAGGGAAGAAAGUCGGGAAGAUAGUGACCCUGACCGUCCAGUACCCGGCCGUGGACUCACCGCCGGGCGAGAAGAUCAAGAUCUCAGCGCACUACGUUGACGAGCACGGGGGCCGCGAGCGCCACUUCAACCUCGACUGCGACGACGACGAGCCCCUCGGUUUCGGCAUGAAGUACCUUCUCUCGACCCUGGAGGGGAUACGAGAUGCGCGGGAGUCUCGAUCCCAGCUCUAG
This is a messenger RNA of Triticum turgidum subsp. durum (durum wheat), 339 nucleotides long. The record is from the annotation of a GenBank genome assembly. Lineage: Eukaryota; Viridiplantae; Streptophyta; Magnoliopsida; Poales; Poaceae.